AUGGGGCGUGACAAGAAAGACACUCUCAUCUCAAAAGCAGCACUAAACGUCGAUGAGUGCCGGACUGACCAUAGACUUUUAGUCAGCCGUCUGAGAGCACCAAAAUAUAGGAAGCCACGAUCCCACUUUUCAAACCCAACACGCAGAAAAUUCAGCAUAUGCAACCGGAAGAACAAAAACGUUCGCUCACACUUCCAGGACAUACUGACUGAACAACUUAACAAAGCUCCAGCAACCACAGAUGAUGUCGAACAAGAAUGGACCACAUUAAAGAACAUCAUCAAAGAAACUGCUGAGAAUGUUGUUGGUCUUAGUGCACGGAAAAGAAGUGACUGGUUUGAUGACAACCAUGGAGAAAUCCAAGCCAUCGUCAAUGCAAAGCGGGAUGCUUACCUAUCCCUUGCUCAAUAUCCGUCCUGCUCAGAAAAGAAAGCACACUUUCAAGAACUCAAGCAGAAAUGUCAAAGUGAAAUACGAGCAAUCAAGAACAAAUUGUGGCAACAGAAAGCCACAGAAGUCCAAAAUCUUUCCGAUGCAAGGAAUCUGCGUGGCUUCUACGCUGGUAUUAAAGAGCUGUAUGGACCUAUCCGCUCCUCGUCAGGAACACUGAAAGCUGCUGACAACUCCACCAUUCUUACUGAAAGUCAGGACAUCUUAAAUCGUUGGAAAGAGCACUUUAGCUCACUGUUAAACGGCCCUUCUACUGCCGCAGGAGAUUUUCUCAAAAAUGACCCACAGCAGCCUCCACAAUCCUGGAUGGCUGAUACUCCAACUUUUCAAGAAUUUUGCAAGGCACUCAAUAGUCUGAAACCUGGGAAGGCUCCUGGACCUGACAGCAUCCCGAUGGAGUGUAUUGAGGGUGGCGGCUUGCCUCUAAAAACUAGACUCUUCUCACUCAUUCUGUUAAUGUGGGAAACCCGCAAGGUACCAGCUGACUUGAAGAACUCCACAAUUGUCACCAUCUUCAAGAAGGGCUACAGAAGCGUCUGUGGUAACUACUGGGGAAUAUCUCUACUCUCUGCCAGUGGCAAAAUUUUUGCAAGAAUCCUUUUAAAUCGCCUCCAGACACUUUCAGAGACUAUACUACCUGAGUCUCAAUGCGGGUUUCGACCUUCAAGAGGGACAAUUGACAUGAUUUUCUGUGCACAACUACAGGAGAAGUGCAGAGAACAGCAAAAGCCUUUACUACUUGGUUUCUACCAUCUAGAAAAGGCCUUUGAUACAGUUCCCAGAGAAGCCAUGUGGAUGGUCUUAAAACGGUUCGGCUGUCCUGAACAUUUUGGUGACUUGAUUAAAGCUCUCCACGAUGAUAUAACUGGACAGGUCCUCUGCCAGAAUGAAACAACUGGUGAAUUCCCAAUAACAAGUGGGCUUAAACAAGGAUGCGUUCUUGCACCAACACAUAGAAGCACUCAAGAAAAUAAGAAACAAGACAUUGAUGAAGAAAAGAAGAUGGAAGACAUUGCACAUAUUGCAUAUGAAUGUAACAAGGGAAAGAUUUCACAAGAAGCUAAUGAAAAAGAAGAUAUGGUCAUGGUUGCUGAUAUUGCAUGUACAGGACAUUUGUGUAAUGAAGUGAGCAAGUUAACAAAUGCUGCUUUCGUGGUGUUGGAAUUUAUUUUAUUAGACAUGCGACGUAAAUGUAAAGUUGUUGGUUCAGUGAACAUUAACCCAUCGCUGCCCUUAAGGAAGGGUUUUUGCUGCUGCCCACCCCACACCCCACCUCCUUCCCCUUCACGGAGCUCUCCGGCUGCAGGCAAGGGCAGCACGGACGCGGCGCUGCGCCACUGGCCGCCCCUGAUAACUCCGGAGACUUUUAUGAGGCGGCCCGCCAAGUUAUUCCCGCCUCCCGCUGGCUGCCGGGCCGGCCAUGUCCGCCUCCCUCCAGCAAACAAGUGUUCUCCGGAGCUAAAAGUCGCCUCGGCUCUUUUAUAA
Molecule: messenger RNA, 1935 nt
Organism: Schistocerca gregaria
Lineage: Eukaryota; Metazoa; Arthropoda; Insecta; Orthoptera; Acrididae
Exons: 4
Coding region: 1-1935 (644 amino acids)
Source: RefSeq, a predicted model, not a curated record